UGGGAAAUUUUGGAUUUUCUACGAAGAUCUAUGCAUUCCUGCCUGUGGAAUUUGUUUCUUGGCAAUGUUAUGCUUUGUGUGAGACCAUACGGCUUAUUCGAGUAACUGUUCCCAGAGAUUUGAUCAAGUGAAAAUAAAGACCAUGAGAAAAAUCAUAAUCUUUGCUUUCGUUUAUGCAGUGCUCUUAUUGGCAAAUUUUGGAACGACAGCGACAAGUGAUGACAACGGCCACUCACAUUGUUCUGCUGAAGGAAAGUGUACUCUGGACGAAGAUGCCCAUCUUCAUGAAGCAUCAGCUGAACACGAGCAGACAUCGCGUUACCUCAGAGACUCGGCUCCUUUAAUACCCGAAGGCAAGGAGCCCAUCUUGAUAUGGUGGACAAAUGAUCUCUUUCCGCAUGACCGCCAACAAAAGAACCACCAUAUUGUUUGUGAGAAAGGCUCGUGCAUCACCUCGAUCGACCGCGGGCUCCAAAACGACCCCGCCACGCGCGGCUUCAUCUUUUACGGCACAGACCUCCGCGCGGAUGACUUGCCACUCCCGCGCAGACCCUGGGACGAGUGGGCGAUUUUCCACGAGGAGUCGCCAAAAAAUAACUGGAUGUUGACAUACGAGGACGCCCUAGUUCUUUUUAAUCACACUGCCACAUUUCGCCGUGAGUCUGAUUAUCCACUUUCCACUCACUACAUCAAAGAUCUGAAUGACUGGACGGAUACGCCCGCGGUACCCAUCCAAGAGAAAAACAGGUUACAAAAAGAGAAGGGUCUUGCGCCUAUUGUCUACGUGCAAAGUGACUGCCACACACCGUCAGACCGCGAGAGAUACAUCAAAGAACUGAUGAAGCAUAUUGAUAUUGACUCCUACGGCCGUUGCCUGAAUAACCGUAAAAUGCCCGCGGAGAUUGACGGCUUCUUGAAGCUUCAUGAUCCAGCUUAUUAUGAGUUUCUUGCUCAGUAUAAAUUCAACGUCGCGUUCGAGAAUGCAAUUUGCAACGAUUAUAUGACAGAGAAGCUGUUCCGACCGUUUCAAGUUGGCGCGGUGCCCAUAGUCAUGGGAUCGCCUGUGGCAAAAGAUUGGAUGCCAAACGAGCGAUCGGGGAUUUUUGUGAGCGACUUUAGUGAUCCAAAAGAACUUGCAGAGUUCUUAAAACAUCUUAAUUCGAACGAUGCUGAGUACGCGAAGUUCUUAGAGUACAAGGAUCCAAAGCGAAUCACAAACGAGUUUCUACACAAAUCUUUGAGAGAAAGACCGUGGCGUGUGUUGGGGGAAUGGGACAAAGUAAACUUCGGUCAUCGUAUGUACGCUGGGUUUGAAUGUCACGUGUGCGACCGUGUUAUUGAACGGCAAGAGGCACUGCGCGCUCAUCAAAAAGAUCCAAACCGAAAUCCACCGCCUCCCCCUCGGUUUGCUAAUAAGGAACACCUCGAGUGUCCCGAGCCAACGAUUUCCAUAGCAACUACAGAGAGGGUUAAUAAGAGUGUGAACUUCUGGGAAGGGUUGUAUGAAGCGCGGGCACUUAAGCAAAUGGUUUUAGCUGGAGAGACGAAUAGCACAAAAUUUAUAUCAAAAUACCUGAAAAGACGAACAGACAAAUACGACAAAUGGAUUGAAUGAUAAUCCUUCUUUCAACUUAAUUACAGUUAGGAUUUCUUUGAUAGCAUGUUUAUUAUAAGUUGGAUAGAAAUAAAUAAAUAAAUACAAGC
Pocillopora verrucosa is the source of this 1704-nucleotide messenger RNA. RefSeq names its product alpha-(1,3)-fucosyltransferase 11. Lineage: Eukaryota; Metazoa; Cnidaria; Anthozoa; Scleractinia; Pocilloporidae. The record is from RefSeq and is a predicted model, not a curated record. Gene Ontology annotation, molecular function: alpha-(1->3)-fucosyltransferase activity. Gene Ontology annotation, cellular component: membrane.